Molecule: messenger RNA, 871 nt
Organism: Brassicogethes aeneus
Lineage: Eukaryota; Metazoa; Arthropoda; Insecta; Coleoptera; Nitidulidae
Source: the annotation of a GenBank genome assembly
UUUUUUUUAAGUUUUUAUUGCAAAUAAAAAACGUUUAUUUUAUUAAACGAAACGCUUUCGGUACAUGCACUGAUUAUAUUUAAAACUGUUUUAAAAUUUCCGUGUGUUAUUUUAAUUUUAUUAAUUGUGUUUUAUUUGUUUUAAUAUUAUUGUUUUAAAGAUGAGCCCCAAAUUGUCCUAUGUCCCUUCUAUAAUAAAAAACUUCAAAUGCCCGCUCUGCGAUAUCUACCUUUUCCCGCCGAUUUCUCAGUGCGUGAACGGCCAUACUUUUUGCAAAAAAUGUUUUGAGCUUGUUGGAGGAUGCGACACGUGUAGAGCGCCUGUUUCAGAAGAACGUCACAAGUUGAUGGAAAUGUGGUCAGAAAAUUUGCUAUUCCCGUGCGAGUGCGAAAUAAAUGGGUGUCAGUUCAAAGGGUACUACAAGGAUGUUUUAAAGCAUCAAAAAACAUGCCAGUGGACGUACUGUAAUUGGAAGAAGACCAAGCCGAAGUCAUGGGGGAAAAAGGGGAGGGGGAAGAGGAAUGGUAUCAGGAAAAGCGGACCCAAACACCCUAGACAAGCAGGAUAAAAACCUGUUUUUUAUAAACACUGUAUUCAUAUACAUUGUUUUUUUUUUGAAUAAUAAUUAAACUUGAUUUUAUAAUAUUAUUAAUAUCACAAAGAGUAACUAUUAUAUAUUUAUUAUAAACGACUUUGCCAUUAUAUAUACAUAAACAUAAUUUGAUUUGUAAUUUGUAACAUGUUGUUCGCAAUGAAAUGUAUAUUUAUCUAACAUUUGCAGAGUAUUGUUGUUAUGGCUUUACCAAUUUUGUAAUCUCUAGUUUGCUUCAUUAGUUUUGGCUGUGUAAUUAAUAUUAAUAUGCCCUCAUGU